Molecule: messenger RNA, 1870 nt
Organism: Scylla paramamosain (green mud crab)
Lineage: Eukaryota; Metazoa; Arthropoda; Malacostraca; Decapoda; Portunidae
Product: ferredoxin-2, mitochondrial-like
Exons: 6
Coding region: 314-856 (180 amino acids)
Biological process (GO): positive regulation of oxidoreductase activity; P450-containing electron transport chain
Cellular component (GO): mitochondrion
Molecular function (GO): 2 iron, 2 sulfur cluster binding
Source: RefSeq, a predicted model, not a curated record
AGAGUCUGUAAUAAACACUACUUGUAUUCCUUCUCGCUAGCCAAAAACGAGUCGACAACUGUUUCCUCUUUUGCUUUUGUCGGAAGAGGAUUCCAUCUUGAUUGUUUUUGUUCUGAUGCAGCGGGCCAGCGGGCCAGCGGCUGCUCUCGACCGUGUGAAUGCUUUUGACUGAAGCCUGCCGGGCAUGCCGGCAGUACUUAUGGGUGGUUGGACCUAGCCGGGAGGAAAAAUUGCCCCUUGUUAACCCGUACUACAUCUCCACGUAUUUUCAACAAUACUUGUGCAGAACGUCAACACAACACAGCCCAGCAGCAUGGCGCGGCCUGUGUGGGUGCUCGGCGCCUGGCGGGGUGUGCGAGCCCUGGCACGUGGCCACGCCGCCGCCAGGACUUACACCAUCGUGCCCAGGCCCCAGAAGAAGGUGGCACAGAGGUGCCUCGUGACCACGCCCAGCAUGCAGCACGGGAAGUAUGAGUGGGAGGACCCCAAGUCAGAGGAAGAAAUUGUAAACAUCACAUUUGUUGACCGAAAUGGCAAGAAAAUCCCAGUGCGAGGCAAGGUUGGGGACAAUCUGCUGUACCUGGCGCAUCGCUUCAACGUUGAUCUUGAAGGCGCGUGUGAGGCAUCCCUGGCAUGUAGCACCUGUCAUGUGUACGUGGAUGAUGCACAUGUAGACUGUCUGCCAGAGCCUGUAGAGGAGGAGGAGGACAUGCUGGACCUUGCCGUGUUCCUCAAGGACACCUCUCGGCUGGGCUGCCAGAUCAUCCUGACCAAGGAGCUGGAUGGCAUGACCCUCACGCUGCCUCAAGCCACACGCAACUUCUACGUGGAUGGCCAUGUGCCCAAACCCCACUGAUAUGGAGGCAACACAGCUGGGUUAGGCUGGAGACUCACAUGUGCUCAAUUCAUAAAUAUUCAUCCAUGUCAGACUGAGAAUGAGCAGUACUCAAACCAUGUCAUCUCUGCCUGGGUCUCCUUCACUCAUCACCUGCAAUCAAGUGGUGCUGGUACUUUUAUCACUAGUGCCAAGCCAUCACCUGUAUGUGCAGUACUGACAGAACAAGUUUGUAGCAUCUAAGAUGCAACAUUGAUCUGAUAACAUGAAGUAACUAAUCUAAGUAUGUAGUUUGUUAACAUUGCUGCUACACAUGUAAGCAGAACUAUUUUUCCUCUCAUCUGCAUCUUGUAUAUAUUUUCCACUCUUGGGAGUUAAGAGUGAGGACACUUCCUGGUGAUUGGAUUGCUCUUGUCUACCUAAAUAUUUAUAGUGUCAGAUUCCAUUAUUGUUUAUGAUAGCUCAAUGGGAGAAAUUAAAAUAAGUUUCCAUAUGCACUCUACAUAAUAUUGUUACUUGCUUGCCUGUUGAAACUGUGUGAAAAAUUAAUUGAUCUAUAUAAUGUCCAAGUGUCUGGAUGUGUUGGAAUCACACACUGGAUGGACCUUAGUGCCUUCCCAGAUCUGGACCUCAUUGAAAAGAUGAACUCAAACCUUCAAAAGGACUAGAUCACUCUUGUUAAAAUAUGUAAAUUUUAUAAUCUUGAAUUCACAAAACUUACACAAAUGUUGAUUGAUCACAGUUGAAGAGAUUAAUCUGGAUUUACAAUAAGCACCAGAUUCCUUUUGGGAUUAUAUAUAAGGUUUCUGUUACUCAUAUUGGCAAGUCUUGCAAAACUUAAAUGGUAAUUUGUUAGAUCAUUGAUCCACCAGGCUGAGGCAGCUACUGUCAAACAGGAUCUCAAGGUUAUCCCAAGAUUAAAGGUACCUUCUGAACAUCCCUCACACUUGUUGAAUAGAAUGACAACCAAAGGAGUUUGUUUAUAUGCAUAUAUUGACUAGUAUCUAUUUCUGUAAAUAAAUAAAUAAAUGUAAA